CGGAGAGAGCUGAGCACGGACGUCAGGAACAAAAGCUCCAGCGGAGUCUGGCGGAGGCACUAAGGGAGCACGGGGUGUUUUGAAUAAUUAUUAAAAUUAGCAUGUGUCUGCGCCAUCCUGUGGGUGUGGCGCAGAGAGGAGUGUAAACUCUAGCGGGGCUGGAGCAAACAUUGGAUUAGCGGCAGCAGCCUGCCAGCCUGCCCGAGGAGUGCUGGGACCAGCGCGCUGCACGCCGACUGGCACGAUGGCCUCAUCUCAGGGGAAAAACGAGCUGAAAUUAGCCGACUGGAUGGCAACUCUGCCGGAGAGCAUGCACAGCAUCCCCCUCACCAAUUUAGCCAUUCCAGGGUCUCAUGAUUCCUUCAGCUUCUACAUUGAUGAAGCCUCUCCAGUAGGUCCUGAGCAGCCAGAAACUGUCCAGAAUUUUGUCUCUGUGUUUGGAACUGUGGCCAAAAAGCUCAUGCGGAAAUGGUUAGCCACUCAGACAAUGAAUUUUACUGGCCAGCUAGGAGCUGGAAUUCGUUAUUUUGAUCUUCGAAUUUCCACCAAGCCCAGAGACCCCGACAAUGAACUCUAUUUUGCUCAUGGUUUGUUCAGUGCCAAAGUCAAUGAAGGCCUUGAGGAGAUCAAUGCAUUCCUCACAGAUCACCAUAAGGAGGUAGUGUUCUUGGACUUCAACCACUUUUAUGGGAUGCAGAAAUAUCACCAUGAAAAACUGGUCCAAAUGCUGAAAGACAUCUAUGGAAACAAAAUGUGCCCAGCGAUUUUUGCCCAGGAAGUUAGUUUAAAGUACCUGUGGGAGAAGGACUAUCAAGUGCUGGUCUUCUACCAUAGUCCAGUGGCUCUGGAAGUGCCCUUUCUCUGGCCUGGGCAGAUGAUGCCAGCACCCUGGGCCAACACCACAGACCCGGAGAAACUGAUCCAGUUUCUUCAAGCAUCCAUCACUGAGAGAAGAAAGAAGGGAUCGUUUUUUAUAUCUCAGGUGGUGCUGACCCCCAAAGCUAGCACUGUGGUCAAAGGGGUGGCAAGUGGCCUCAGAGAAACAAUCACAGAAAGAGCUCUUCCUGCCAUGAUGCAGUGGGUCCGCACGCAGAAGCCAGGAGAGAGUGGCAUCAAUAUUGUCACUGCCGAUUUUGUAGAACUUGGUGACUUUAUCAGCACUGUCAUAAAGCUCAACUAUGUCUUUGAUGAAGGAGAAGCCAACACUUGAUAGCACUACUUGGAGUUUCCAUGAAUAAGAUGGAGAAAGCUCAUUGUAUUAGGGCAUAUUAUCUGUAAACACUCUGAUCUUCCUAUUCCACUGAGUCUCUGAAGGGAAUAGGGCUGGUAGUGGGUGGGAAAAGGGGAAAAACUGUUUCUUCAGUGAUUACAAUCAUACUCUUCAUUACUAUAAAUAUUUCAUUUCCCAUUUGAUGAGCAAAAUCUACUUCUAGUGUUAGGAAUAAAAAAAAAAAAAAGACCAGUAACUUUGUUUUUCAAAAUUAGUCUUUGUAACAUAGAAUUCAUGAGUGUUUACUUGAUUAGGUUCUCUAUUUCCAGCCUAUGACUCCUACGCUGUCUAUACCCUGUAACCUUUCUGCUCCCUCUCUUGCUCGCUCUUUUUAAUCAGAUGCUGUAUGGGAAUCAAAACAAUUGAAUGCCCAACAUUUUGUGUAUUACAUUGUUGUCUUAAAACUUACUUGUUUUGUGGGACUUGUUAUAAUGCUCUAUAGUCAUCCGCAGUUGGGCAAUCAUAGCUAACUUUUGGUCAUAGAAAAUCUGCAUCAAAUCAGUUUCCAUGCAUCAGUAAUAUUGAAGGUCAUAAUCAGUGAUUUUUGUUAUAUGAAAAUAAUAGUGUUUCACAGUAUUUCUAUUUAAGGCAGCUAUAAAUAUAGGAGAAAAAUGUUUUUGGAGAGCUGUGAAUGCCAACUUCAGAGGGAAAAAUGGUUGAGGGGUGAAAGAGAUGUAUGGCAUUUUAAUUUGGCAAUCUCUUAAAUAAUAUUGCCCUGCAAGUACCCAGUAAAUGGUAAGGUACAAGUGUGUUAAAAUUGAAAACUCUGAAAAGAACUCUUUAAAAAGCCCUCUUAAUGAUGCUCUUGAUGAAAGAAAAAGACAGAAGGAAGGAAGGAAGGAAGGAAGGAAGGAAGGAAGGAAAGAAAGAAGGAAGGAAGGAAAGGAAGAAAGGAAGGGAGGGAGGGAGGGAGGAAGGGAGGGAAGAAGGGAGGGAAGGAAAGAAGGAAGGACGGGAGGAAGGAAGGAAGGGAGGAAGGAAGGAAGGAAGGAAAGAAAGAAGGAAGGAAGGAAAGGAAGAAAGGAAGGGAGGGAGGGAGGGAGGAAGGGAGGGAAGAAGGGAGGGAAGGAAAGAAGGAAGGACGGGAGGAAGGAAGGAAGGGAGGAAGGAAGGAAGGAAGGAAGAGAGGGAGGGAGGGAGGAAGAGAGGAAGGAAGAAGAAAAAGACUGCAAGCUUUCCUGCCAAUUUGGGAUUUUCAAAUAUUUAAUUCUAAAUUCCAGAUUUUAAGGAAGAUUUUUCAAGAAACUGCAAGUUUUUGACUUGAAGGAAAGAAAGAGGAAGGCUGGUAGAAGCAGUUAGAGCAAUGUGUUUGAAAUUAUGUCCAUGAAAUCACAGGGAUCUCUGAAAUAUCUUUAGGAAACUUGAAAUUUAUGAGGUCUGAAUGGACUUGUUUAAAAUUGGCUCUGACUCCUCACUUCUGAGUUUCAUCCUAUCCGAGGGAUGAGAUUAAGGCAGAGGCAAAAGUUUCACACAAAGUUUCUGCAACCUAACGUUUAAUAGUCCGGGUCUACAGGGAAGAACAAUGACACAGCUUGAGCGUUACUUCCUCCUUCGUGUCGUUGUGAUAUUUGACAACUCUAAAAAAUAAAAAAUAAAAAAACUUAGAGCACAAUAAUCCUUGCCUAUGUACUUCACAGGAAUAUUGUGAGGUGUUUAUAAAAUUAUAAAAUUUGAUGAAAUUCUUACAAUUAUGAAUUAUUUUAUUUUCAUGUUUAGAAAUAAUCACACCCCAAUAGUUUCCUAGGAUAAUACAGUCCAUGCAAAGUAGGGUCAUAGGGAAAUAAAAGCAUGCCCUCAGCUUUUAAUGAACUUAAAUGUAGCACAUAUGGCUUAAUCUCUUAGACUUAGAUAAGGGAGUUCAAUUCAAAACCAUAUAUGUCAAGACCAUAAAUAAUCAAGAGUUGAUUUCAAGAUUAUAAAUACUCAUGAUCAGAAAAUAGUACUUAUUAGCAAUUAAAGGGAGGAAAAGAAAUUGUUUAUACUGAAGAGAAUGUUUAUGAGGAGUGUGUAUGUACCUGUGGUAUACCAAAUAGCAUACAUGUACACACAAAAAUGUGUGUAUACAUUUGGGUUGUGUGUAUACAUCUUGCCAUAUACAAUAUACAAACAUAUGCCCAUUCCUGUGAUAGCAUACAAAUUCAAACAUACAGAAACACACACAGAUAUGGACACAAUACAAUUCUUCUUUUCAAAUGAAGACAUUGAUAAUAUUAAAUAAUUUAAUUUUAAGACUGAAACCCUUAAUAUUGUGUGAAAAAGAGUAAUAAAACCUUUGAAAGUAGAGUAGAUGAUCACAUUAAAGUAUUUUUGUAAAAGAAUUCUAGUGUAGGACUUAAUUAUUUUUAAAAUAUAUUUCUUCUCUUCUUUCCAUUUUCCCUUCCCUUGUAGUUUUAUUAUCUUUCUGUCUUUUACACCUGCUCUUUAUGUGAAAAUGUAUAUGAAUCCUUUUAAAAUGAUUAGGAUUAUUGAAAUGUAUGUCCCGUAAAUUUGGUUUUUGGGCAGACUUUCUCUCUAACUGGCUAUUCAUUCAUCCUUCAGGAGGAUCUUAGCCAAGAAUAUUUGCAAUGACACAUGAAUUUAAUUCUAUAAAUAUAAUGGAAAACAGAUUUUUCAUCAUAUCAUGAAUAAAAUAUAGAGGUAACUAUGUUGUAUUUUCUUGAACCUAAAUACUUUCUCGUAGUGUUUGCUUAGAAUUAACUUUGUCCUAUUUGUCAACUGGGUUCUGGAAAAAAACAAACAUGAUGAAGCUUUUGAAUAAUUGUGCAGUUUUUUAACUAGGGAAAGCUUUGUACUGCUGCUAAUGAUAUGCACCCAGAAACCUGGUUAGACAAAAGGCACUUUCAAGCCAAUGCUAUGGUUUCCAUGUGGACAUACAGUGCCUAUGUAGCAGGCACUUAGAGUAAAUGGACUUGCCUUAAUUUAUAAAGGAGGGAAGAGGUAGAAGGGAACCAUGGGUCCUCCAGCUAGAGGGGGAGUUUACUAAAAGGGAGUCCUUGGAAAGGGGAAUGGAGAGAAGGUGUCUUUGACUGUCUUCUAUCCAUUAGUUCUGCCCUGGAGCACACUGAGGAAGCAGGCUGUGGGCCUUCCAAAAGUAAAAAAUGGUGAUAUGCAAUCGAAGCUUAUCCUCAGCCUAUGCACAUUUGUCUCAGCUGGGCAUUGUCUUUUCAGAGAGCUUGUAGCACAAGGGCUACACAUGGGCGCCAAGAUGAUGGUAGAUACACCUUGGUGCACUUUUUGUUUUACUUGUUUCUUAAGACUAUUUCACAAGUCCUGUGAGGCAAAAAAACAAAACAAAACAAAACAACCAAACAAAUACAAUCUAACUUUUACCCAAUCUACAGCAGGAAAUCAAAGGAGUGGGUGGAAUGAGAGAAAAUAUGCAAAGAGAUCAUUUUUAAGUUUGCUUUCCUGUCUGUAAUUUUCAAGGACUAAUAUAGCAAAUUUUUCUUCUGCCAUUAUCAUUUAUGUCUCCCUAUUUACCACACAAUCAUGUAAAUGCAGAGAAUGAGGAGGCAUCUUUUAAAAGCCUUAGGAUAUUCUAUAUGAUGACCUCAAUAUUGACUUUCAGCCAUACUGGGAAAACUUACUUUUCAUGGAGUGCCACCUAACAGUGAAUGUAUUAGAGUAUAAAAUGUUUGCCAUGUAUACACCUGUAUGUGCACAUACACACAUUACACACACACACAGAAUGCACAUUUCACACACAUAUACUUAUUAUUCAAGUUGAAACUGCACUCUAAUCAAUCUGAUUCUAUUGCUGUUUCAACUCUUAAAAUCAAUAUCUCCUACAUUAGUAGAUAUAAACAUAAUUCAAAUAUUUAAAUAUUUAAGAGGAGAAAAGUAACUAGAAAACCAAUGAAAAGUGAGGCCAUCAGAAAUAGAAAAUGCCUGGCAUGAACAGUCUAUCUAAAUUCUCAAUUUCACUUCAAAUUAGAGAAUCCAUAAUGGACUAGAAUAUAAAUUACAAACACAUACACACAUCUUCACUUAAAGUUGUUUUAAGUUCUUUGAAGUUCUGACAUGUUUUUAGCCAGGGUUAUUUGUUCAGGUUCUUCCUUGUUAGGAUUCCAGACUGGAAAGUUGGAAGUCUCAGGAAAUGCAUGUUUCCAUGAGUUUUUUAGUUUCACAGUUUUACAGAUCCAACGACACAAUCUUUUAAUCUUUGGUCACUCAACCAAACAGGAGUUCCGUAGGCAGAGUGUUCACUUUGAAUUGCUAAUAGAAAAUAAUGCACAUCGUCCUCAGGAUAUGCUAAACAAGGUUUUUAAGAGCAUUUUAUUUUACAGCACUUUAGUCUUUUCAGCUAGAUUUCAGUGACACCACGGUGUAAAUGCUAUAUCUGCCAUAACUUAUUGGUGGCUCCUGUGUUACAUACAGUUUUAAAUAAUGCUCUAAAUUGUUUGUUUUCCCAAUGAUAAUGAUAAAGUGUUCUGUAGAAUUUGUAAAACAUGUCAAUUGAAUCUGUUGAAAAUUGUGUAAUUGUUAUUUCAAUUGUGAUACUAUUUUGUAGGUAAUAGUUUUAAACGUAUAUUUGUAUAAGUCAAAAGUAUGUGCUUGUAUGUGGUAUGUGUGUGUAAGUAUAUAAUAUCUUAUCAAAAACCAAACUUAUCCUAAAGAAAAAGGGCACAUUUUGACCAGCCUUAAUUUAUUAACACUUUUUUGUUGUUUUUGCAAUUUGGAUUUAAAAUUGAAACCGAAAUUAAGUUUUUGUUAAAAAUGGUGUCUUUUAAUUUUGUGAGGAAUGGGCUUUACAACCUAUCUGAGUUCCCACAAGCAAACUGUCCAGCUUGUGAGGUACCCCAUUGCUUUUCGUAAUAAUCAAACAUCAAUUCAUAUAUUAACUUCAUUUUCAUACAGACUAAUUUGUUUUCAUCAACAAUAGAACCAGUACACCUUUAAAGUUGACCUUCCCAACAUGGCACCCAUUUUUCUUUAAUGAUAAAUUUUCCAUGAAAAAUUGUUUCUCCAAACCAUUACUUUCUAAAAUUCAAUCUUCUCAAGUUAAAUGAACUGCCUUGGUGUUAGGAGAGCUUUUAAAGGCCCAUCCAUACUAGGUGGUUCCAACAUGGUUCUCUUCUCGAGAAAACAAGCAUGCAACCCACACACUUUUCUGGUCUUCCCCACGUGUAGAAUUAGUCUAGCAAUAGAAAACUCAUGACUGACAAGGAUCUACACAUGUGGUCAUGCUUGAAGCAAAAAUUCUGUGACCUUCUUUGGGCUUGGGAUCUGAUUACAGAAUAUUAAUUAACUUUCUUAUUUCCUUUCUUUCUCCAUCCUUAGUUAUUCCUUUUCAAUAUUUAGAGUUGCCAGGUAAAAUACAGGAUAUCCAGUGAAAUUUAAAUUUCAGAUAAACAAUAUUUCUUUAGCAUAUUUCUCAUAUAUUUUAUCAGACAUAUUUUCACUUUAAAAAAAGUUUAUCUGAAAUUCAAAUGUAACUGGGUAUGUCCUAUAUAUUUUUUCCUAAAUCUCACAAUUCUAUCCACACUGCCUUUCUAUCUUUUUCAGCUGGGCUAUCUAUCAGGGGGGAGAUCUACCUCCCUCCAUACCCUUGUGUUCAGACACCUUAUGAAUAUCUGCAGUCAUAAUGUCCUUCAAGAAGGAAAACAUUGGUCAGCUCUAGGUCCUGCAAAUGCUUUUUGAAGGACGAACUCAAAUACAGAUGGGAUAAUCAAGUAAAUAUCUUCAUAGGAUCAAUGCCACCAUGUUCAACACUUCCCUUUGCCAGUCUGUUGUGAGGUCCAAGUUUCCCCAUUAAUCCCUUAUAUAGCAUUUCCCAGUAACUGGGACAACCAAAAACACACCGACAUAUUAGAAAUGCUCCUGAAAAGUGGCAACACUGCCUAACUCAGUACCAGGACCUCUUUUAAAUUCAAUUUCUUUUUUCUUUCAGAGAGAUAACAAACGAAUUCAUUAUUUCCCCCAUUCACAUCUUACCACAAAUUAUUUUUAUCAGGUUAAAACUGGUCAUCUACGGAAUUGUAGAAAGGUGACAUAGGAACUGUCUUCACUGCUGGAAGAAUAAAAGAGUCUGAGGUAUAGACACUGCCCUGGUGACACCUUCUCAGAACAUUGUUGGGGGACAGGGGAGGCAGGCGCAAGUAGGGGAUAGAAUCUGACCCUGACAUGCAGCUAUCACCUGGCAGAGAGACUCGUCAAAGCAAAUUAUAACGACCAGUACUAUUUUUUUUUGGAAUUGAAAACCCAAGAAGCCCUAAAAUAAGAACAGUGAGAUCAAAGGCUGGUUUCUAAAACAAUGCAGAAAAUAGAACCAUGUUGGAAUUCCUAAAUUCUAGCUUUCAAAUACUCCUGUUUCCAACAGUGAAUCCUUGACAGAGAUGGAAUUUUGAAACAUUUUCAGUAGCUACCUCCUCUCCUGAAAUUCCUAUAAGUGGCAGAGGAAAAUCCAAAUCCUUUAAUAUAACAUGUCCAUCUCAUGACUCCUGCUUACACACAUUUGUGUUGAUUUGCUUCAUUUCUGGAGGAUGGGAAUUUGCAGAGCUGGUGACAUUUCCUUCAUUAGACACCAGAAAUUCACCAGAGAGAGACAUAUCUGUGCCUUCUCUUUUUAGGAUCUGGUUAUUGAUACUUUAAUAAAUGUGGUGUAAAGAAAAUCCAUGGCUACAGUCUGUAUAGAAAAUGUGAAUUUUUAAAAUAAGAUUGUGUUCUUAAUGUAAAAAAAAAAAAGUUUAUUUGUAUUCAGUGAAAUGCCUAAUAAAGUCCUGGUACCAAUUA
Molecule: messenger RNA, 8002 nt
Organism: Pan troglodytes (chimpanzee)
Lineage: Eukaryota; Metazoa; Chordata; Mammalia; Primates; Hominidae
Gene: PLCXD3
Product: phosphatidylinositol specific phospholipase C X domain containing 3
Exons: 3
Coding region: 245-1210 (321 amino acids)
Biological process (GO): lipid metabolic process
Cellular component (GO): synapse
Molecular function (GO): phosphoric diester hydrolase activity
Source: RefSeq, a predicted model, not a curated record